AUGAAGCCGGCGAAAGGCAUACGAGCGAGACGGGACUAUGUGCCUAAGGACGUCGUCAGAGUGGAAAUACCAUCGAUUGGAGAGGCUUGCUCCGCUCGACCGCUUGCGUCGGCUCGAUCUCACGCUCAGGCACCCACUUCUGUUGUAAUGCAGUUUUCUAGUAAGGUGGUUGCCAUCACACACCAUUUACCUUCGCAGUUGCACUCGCUGGCGGGAUCUCCUACAUUUGCAUCACCAUUGCCGGUCUGUCAGCCUUUGCUAGACUUGAUCAUAGCUGAGUUUGUUCAAGAGACUGCGGGUGGGCCGUUUGGAUUGCACGCCUGGGACACAAAAUUCAACGAUUACACAAAGAAGAGGCUCGUGCUCAGCGUCUUAAUUCUUUACCUCAACCUCUUCGGCUUGAUCAAAUGGCUCCGAUACAACGCAUACGUAUUCAUAUCUAUUACCGGAAUAGUCUAUUGUAUCACGGCCGUUCUCUUCGUAGUAUUCUGCGGCCCCGAGGAUGGCUAUUCUCGCCUGUCAUAUCUCAAGGGCGCCACAUCGCCGAAAUGUAACCAGGCACAUGGUCUCGUCUAUGCACAGGCCAUCGUGAACAUCCUCAGCGAUCUGUAUCUCUUCAUACUACCUCUCCCGGUGGUAUGUUCGUUGCAAAUGCCAUGUAAGAAGAAGCUGGAGGUGGCUGCUAUGUUCUCAACCGGUCUUAGUGCCUGUAUCGCUAGUGUACUUGGCCUUGCAUACCGCAUCUUAGCAUUUCAAAGCGCCGACACCGAAUGGACUACGGUUCCUGUCCAAAUCACUGCUAAGAAAAUCCAAUCAACGCCCCAUCUUGAACCAGUUCAACCACCAAAGGAACACGUCGACAUCGAGCACGGAGUCAAUAGCAAUGUUGCAAAGGCCCGCUCUGUCCCGAGAUUGGACUCAGGAUGA
Messenger RNA from Bacidia gigantensis, 927 nucleotides. RefSeq lists its product as uncharacterized. Bases 1 to 927 code for a protein of 308 amino acids. The record is from RefSeq and is a predicted model, not a curated record. The transcript is spliced from 7 exons. NCBI's taxonomy places the organism in Eukaryota, Fungi, Ascomycota, Lecanoromycetes, Lecanorales, Ramalinaceae.